This is a messenger RNA of Metopolophium dirhodum (rose-grain aphid), 660 nucleotides long. RefSeq lists its product as uncharacterized. NCBI's taxonomy places the organism in Eukaryota, Metazoa, Arthropoda, Insecta, Hemiptera, Aphididae. The transcript has 3 exons. The record is from RefSeq and is a predicted model, not a curated record. Bases 1 to 660 code for a protein of 219 amino acids.
AUGAUUUGGCCAUUAAUACAAGUAAUUAGAUGCAGAUUCCAUUUAACGCAAAGAUUUAAACAAGAAUACAGUGAUUUGAUGAAACAAAAAAACGAAAUUCAGUCUAUAAAAAGUUCAAUAAAAAAUAAUGUAAUAUCACCAAACAGUCAUAGCAAAAGUAUUGAAUCAAGUAAUAUUAAUUUAUAUUCUUCGGAUGAAUUUUUGAUAUCAAAUCAUACUGAAUUGAGUUCUAACAAUACAAUAGAACUAGAAGAAAUUGAUAGUAACACAAUGAGUGAUUCAAACUUUGAUAUGUAUUGCAUCAAAUUUUAUGGAAUGUUGGACGAGCUUAAUAAUGAAAUUACAAAAUUAAAAGAACUAUUUUCAAACAAUACAGAUUCUAAUUCAUUUUGCAAUAGUAUGAACUUUAAUAACUAUAACACUAAUCGGUCCACUAAUAUUACUGAAAUGUCUGCUGGUGAAGACUUCAUUGACAAUGAAGAAUAUGAGUCAACUCAACGAAAUACAAUUGUCGAGCAAAUGAUGCAUAGAAAAUCCACUGACCAUGAUGACCAUGACUUAUAUUCUAAUAGUAAAUUUGAUACAAAUCACAACAAUAAGGAUUGUUGUACGAAUGCACAUUGUUCUAUGCAUUCGUAUAAUCCUUAUUAUUGUGAUUAA